AUGUUGGGGGAACUUCCCCCCAUUGUGGAGCUGCCUGCAGAUGUGGCAGGCGCUCUCCGACCCGUUCCGCUGUUUGUGCACACCGCAGGGUUGUACGAGAGAGCCCCUGCCCCCAAGCACCACCUACGUAGCGACGGCAACGCUGCGGGCACGGGGGACACGGGUAGUAAGACGGCGGUGGGGGGCGCCCCGGCGAUGCCUCGGCGGGUCAAUGCUGCACCGCCACAACUCUCCGAUGGUCGAGGCGAAAUUGGAGCGGCAGCGGCGCCACAGGGCAAGACACGAGGGAUCUCUGGGAGACUCCACUCCUCUUUUGCCUUUACUGGGCACAACAUGGAAGCUCUCACGGAGCAGGACGUCGACGUUCUUCUUAAGGUGCUAGAGACCCGCCACGAGAAGUACUUGUCAGCGAAGCGGCAGACCACGGAGCGGUACCUGACUCGCAUAGAGACGGACGUGGACCAUUUUUUAGCAGCGCACUACGGCGAGGGCGGCGCCGCUUCCUCAUCCCGCUUCGGAGGUGGCGUGGCGUCAUUCAUCAAGAACACGCUGGUGCCACAGAUCCCGUCGCCGCAGCGCGUGAGAGGCGGCGGAGGCGCGAUUCCAAGCGCUGAGAAGGCGGUGAUUGAUAGCAACACUAGAUGCCGUGACAAUCGAACGGACGGCCUACCCACGCUACAGGCGUCUUCCUACAGAGCGAAUGCCAUUCCCUUUAACUACCUGGAUGUGCGCCCGACGAACAUGGAGACCAUUGCUGGGAACCUUGUGGUGCUACGGCAUUGCCUGGCAGAGUGUUUUGCGCCGGGGAACAGCGUGCAAAAAUCACUGCUGGGCCCUAUUGUGCGGGGGGUCUGGGAUCAAUCACUGAGUUCACUGCGGAAAAGCGCCAGGGAGCUCUUAGAGGUGGCCCAGCAAAAUGUAUGGCCACCGCUAGAAUAUCUUUUUCUCCGACAGCGGCGAGGCGACGCGGCAGUCUGGAGGGAGCGGCGUGCGAAGUACGACCGCAUCGUCGCGGCAUUGCAGGACGACCUAAAGUACCUCCACACCAUUCAUGAGAUGGAUAGGGAGGUGAUUGAGGGGCAGAUGCAGGCGCGGCAAGCCGCAGAGGAGGGACUAUCGGACUACGUCCCCGUCAGCGGAUUGGUGCUUUCCCGCCUACACCGACUGGAGAACGAACACCGAACUGUUUUGGAGUUUUGGAAGACCCGAUAA
This is a messenger RNA of Trypanosoma rangeli, 1212 nucleotides long. RefSeq lists its product as uncharacterized. Lineage: Eukaryota; Euglenozoa; Kinetoplastea; Trypanosomatida; Trypanosomatidae. The transcript has a single exon. The coding region runs from base 1 to 1212 and encodes 403 amino acids. The record is from RefSeq and is a predicted model, not a curated record.